ACAGGAAGUGACAUCGUGCACCGCCGCCAGGAGCAGGCUGGAGGAUAAACAGAUGCCGCAGCCCGAGAGAUUUUCAGCCGGAAGUUUUCUGCUAUCUUUCCAAUUUCAGUGAUCUCGUUAAAGACGGCAGCAGCAGAAACACGACUACAGAGCGUCAUUCUUACUCAGACUCCUCGUCCGUUUCCAAUGGCUUACAGCUUAAAUAAAAAAUGAAGGAGAAAUGUAAUUUUAACUCAUAAUAUUAUAAAAAUAUAUUGGCACAUGGAUAUAUCACCCCGUCUCUAAUGUGUUAAAGAAUUGCUGUUGCUUAGAAACCAUGAAAUGAACAUAGAAGAUGGUUCUACAAUCAAUAGAUGCUCUGAGAACUGUCUCCGUGCGGAAAAAUGCCUCAGGUCCCAGACAAUAAACGUAAUAAAUAUCUUUUAUACCUCACAAGAUACUUUAAUGACACAUGUGGAGUCUGAGUCACCCUGGGCUCCUCAUUUAGCACUGUCAACACAUAUGGGUCUACAAACACAUGGAGAACGUCCAAGAGAACAUAUAGGAGGACAUUCAGAAGAACGUAUUUAAAAACAUCCAGGGAAACGUAUAGGAAAACAUAGUGGAGAAUGUCAAAAAGAAUAUGUAAGAAAAUGUUCAGUGGAACAUCCAGGAAAACGUGCAGGGGAACGUCCAGAAUAGCAUUCAGGAGAAUGUCUAGGGAACUAUAUAAGAGAAUAUCCAGGGGAAUGUUUGGAGGAACAUCCAGGAGAUUGUUAAGGGGAAUGUCCAGAAGAAAAUAUAGGAAAACAUCCAGAGUAUUGUCAUGGAGAACAUCCAGAGGAACAUCCAGUGUAAUGUCCAGGAGAACCUCCAGGGGGGCAUCCAGUGUAUUGGACAGGAGAACAUCAGGGGAACAUCCAGGGAAACAUAUAGAGAAUUGUCCAGAAGAACAUCCAGGGGAACAUCCAGUGUAUUGGACAGGAGAACAUCCAGAGUAUUGGCCAGGAAAACAUCAGGGGAACAUCCAGGGAAACAUACAGAGAAUUGUCCAGGAGAACAUCCAGGGGAACAUCCAGUCUAAUGUCUUGGAGAGUGUACAGAGGAACAUCCAGUUUAAUGUCCAGGAGAAGAUCCAGAGGGACAUCCAUGGAAACAAACAGAUAAUUGUCCAGGAGAACAUCAAGGGGAACAUCCAGAGUAUUGGCCAGGAGAACAUCAAGGGGAACAUCGAGAGUAUUGGCCAGGAGAACAUCGAGGGGAAUAUUAAGAGUGUUGGCCAGGAGAACAUCCAUGGAAACAUUCUGAGUAUUGGCCAGGAGAACAUCCAAGGGGAACAUCCAUAGUAUUGGCCAGAAAUACAUCCAGGAGAACAUUCAGGAAAACAUACGGAGAAUUGUCCAGGAGAACAUCCAGGUGAACAUUAAGGGAAGCAUCCAGUCUAAUGUCCUGGAGAGUGUCAAGAAGAACAUCCAGAGUAUUGUCCAGGAGAAGAUCCAGAAGAACUUCCAGGGAAACAUACAGAGAAACGUCCAAAUUGUGUCCAGAAGUAUCAAGAGAGUGAAAAAA
Tachysurus fulvidraco (yellow catfish) is the source of this 1548-nucleotide messenger RNA. Its product is annotated as ring-infected erythrocyte surface antigen-like. NCBI's taxonomy places the organism in Eukaryota, Metazoa, Chordata, Actinopteri, Siluriformes, Bagridae. The record is from RefSeq and is a predicted model, not a curated record. Bases 609 to 1325 code for a protein of 238 amino acids. The transcript has 2 exons.